AUGCGGACGAAUCAAACUGGUUUCUUUGCCAUUGGUGAUGCCAACAGCGAUGGUAGCACCAAUGUGCCACAUGCUAUGUUCAGUGGCAAGCGUGCCGCUGUCUAUAUUCAUGUGGAAAUGUCUCGCGAAGACUCCCAGUCCAAGGUUUCCAAGCGCGACAUUUUGUCCCGCCGCGAAUUGGAAAGGGAAGCCGCUCGUGCCAUCGGCGAGAAUCUUGAGCCGCAAUGGAAGCGUGCCCAGCAUCUUUAG
Messenger RNA from Penicillium antarcticum, 249 nucleotides. RefSeq lists its product as uncharacterized. The transcript has 2 exons. Bases 1 to 249 code for a protein of 82 amino acids. NCBI's taxonomy places the organism in Eukaryota, Fungi, Ascomycota, Eurotiomycetes, Eurotiales, Aspergillaceae. The record is from RefSeq and is a predicted model, not a curated record.